UCCCCCAUCAGCCGCCAUGGAAUUAACCAUGGACAACAUCCCAAACUUCCCCCUUCAUCGUUCACAAACUAAUAACCACAAUAUAUCUGCUUCUUCAUCAGUCCUUGGCGACAUCGACGCCGACGACCAGAGCACUAUUUCAACUCAUAUAACACCACAGGACGAUGAAAAGCCCAACAAAAAGUUGAACGAUCCUGACAGCAAUGACAAGGGGUCAUCAGGCAAGAAGCCUCGUCAUCGUCAUAGUCCAACUCAGCUCGCUGCUCUCAAUGAACUCUAUGAGAAAACUGAGCAUCCCAGCCUCGACGACAGGACAGAACUAGCUGAGAAGCUUGGAAUGGAAACGAAGACUGUUAAUGCCUGGUUUCAAAACAAGAGAGCUUCUACUAAGAAGCGCAAUAAACCAGCUGCAUCUGCUUCCACUGACGCACCGCCCCAAAAAAGUCCAUCAUCAACGCUUCCAUCAAUAGCAAACCUUUUAAACUCCUCACCACCGCCACCCUCACGUCAUCCUUCAUCCCGCUCCCAUCCUUCAUCAUCAUCACAGCAGUCUUUUGCCCCCGAAUUCUUGCCACAAGAUCGGUUUGUUCCUGAGAACCAAACUCGAGAUAGCGAUCGGCAGCAUGCCGUGUAUGCCGAGAGGGGCCACUUUGUACCCGACGCGGAUAGCCGCUUUGUAUCCGAGAAUGACGGCGCCAGUGAUGGUGUUACGUCUCGAAAGGGCAGAGGCGAACCAGCUCGCAAUAGAACAACCCCUGAGCAAGCUGACGAGCUUCGUCGUGCAUAUGCAUCAAAUGCACAUCCAACCAAGGAAGACCGAAGAGAACUCGCUGAGCGAAUUGGCAUGCGCCUUCAAAGCGUGACAAAUUGGUUCCAGAACCAGCGGACCCAGGCCAGGAAACAUAAAGAAGACCACCAUCCCUUCACGUCUUCUUCAUCGACAACUGCAGAUGGAUCGUCCUCUGUCCCAUCUCACCCAUCCUCUGUUAUCGAUGAUGAUCACGGAGUUCCAUUGGCUCAUCUGAGCUUUCCUCCAAGAGCACCUCAUCCAUCCCUUGUCCCCGAUCGUCACCUACCUCUUCCAUCGCUUCCCUUUCUCAAGUUAUCUCCACCCGAAUUCGAUGAAGUGAAGGUACCGCGGAGCCGAAUGUCUUUGCCACCAUCUUCGAACCCUCGUCUUACUUCGCCUCGCUCGCGAAGAAGCGUCACCCCAUACACAAGGGACCGCGAGGAGGUGCCGCAGACUAAUGAGGGAAUUAAAGGCGAGGACACGCAUGCUCGUCCUCGCCGCUCUCGCCCUGAGCCAUACCAGCUGGAGGCGCUCAAAAAACUGUUGCAUCGUACGUCGACGCCAAGUAUUGAGCAAAGGAAUGCGCUUGCGCUCGAAGUUGGAAUGGAUAUCGGUAAAGUCACAAACUGGUUCCGCAAUAUUCGCCAGACCGCGCGCAAGCGAGCUAAACGGGCUGGUGUUCCACUUCCUCGCGCCCCCAGGGGCCGCGGAUAUCAAUAUAAUUUCUCUCGCGAAACUUCUUCGGGCUCAUCUUCCCAAGAGGAAGAUGAAGACGACGCAAUGGAUCUGGAUGACGAGGACACGAUGGAUUUUGAUGUGGACGAGCGCAGCGAGGAAGACUUCCAGGAGGCGGUGACACCUGGCAUGUCACCUUCUCCCCCUCCGCAAAAACGCAUUCGGACACAUGUCCCACUCCCGAUGCCUCGUGGCGUGGGCAGCAUGGGUGUCGAGAGCAUGGGCGUGGGACUCAUUGAGCCCGCCGCAUUUCAAGAGCUUGGGAUGGCUGUGGGAAUGUCUGCAGGACCUAGCGAGUAUGUCGAUGCAGAGGGGGUGCACGCUACAUCGUUUCCCGGUGUGAAGAUCGAAGAUGCCUUGCUAUUAUUGAGCUUUCAUCAGCAUGUUGUGCAUUAGAUUACUGAUUACCGUUCAGAGUUAUUUAUGUCAGCAACACAAAGUGUUUCAAGUCCUGCCCACCAAGUGUAUCGACUACCAUUAUCCAUUUCGCGUGUUUCAGUUUUCCGCAGUCGAUCUUCGCUUCUUCAUCACCAUCAUCCCAUGAUAUUGCAUACCGCAUGGAUGCGUCCAUAUCCAUUAUUGUUGCUUAAUUGCCUAUAUUUUUGGUUUCUUGCCAUCAUUUUCAAAGCGCAUCCCACCUCAAUGCGUACAAGAUUCGAUCUUAUCUCUCUGUACUGGCACAAUUUGUACGUUUUCCUAUUUAAACAAAUAUGUUGCGGUGCAUAAGUAUCUAGUUGAUAUUUGUAUGUUCGUUUGUCGUAGAUAA
This is a messenger RNA of Suillus paluster, 2291 nucleotides long. RefSeq lists its product as uncharacterized. The transcript is spliced from 6 exons. Bases 17 to 1921 code for a protein of 634 amino acids. Lineage: Eukaryota; Fungi; Basidiomycota; Agaricomycetes; Boletales; Suillaceae. Gene Ontology annotation, biological process: regulation of transcription by RNA polymerase II. The record is from RefSeq and is a predicted model, not a curated record. Gene Ontology annotation, molecular function: RNA polymerase II cis-regulatory region sequence-specific DNA binding; DNA-binding transcription factor activity, RNA polymerase II-specific.